GCCGACGUGAGUUCGCUCCCGGCGAUGACCUUCAAUCCGGACCACGUCUCAAAGGACAGGACCUGCUGGCCUUUAUCAAAAGAGUGGUCCAGCAGGUGGUCUGUGCUGCACCACUCAGCAAGCUGUGCCACCUCAAGCGUUUUUACGGUAUGGGAUGGGCUCUAAGAAUCCCAGAAUAUUUGUGCCGAUCCUUCGCCACUUGCAUAAGACCUUCUCAAAGUGGGAAGUUAGUGAAACAUUCACAAGCUCAAGGAUCGGGUCCUGGUGAUUCCUAUCGGGAAAAACACUCGCAUCAAGAUGACGUUGAAAGAGCAACGCAACCAGCUUCAUCACAACGAUCGAGCCAAGAUCGACGUCAAAUGAGCAUUCACAGCAAACCAAGAUUACCCGUCGCAGACUCCCCGAACAGGAGUGAGAGAAAUUCACGAGACGACAAGUCAGAACGAAAAAGUCGAAAGUCUUGCAUAUGUUGCGCGAAGAAACCAAAAGAUAAGAGAUCACAGUCGGGGAGAGAUGGAUCCUCCAAAGCAGGGAAAUCUGCCAAGUCAGCCAAAUCAGGAAAAUCGGGAAAAUCCAAGAAAUCUGCGAAAUCUGCUAAAAAAUCUGCUGGAAAGUCUGGCAAGUCAGGGAAGUCCGGAAAAUCGAAAAAAUCUGGCAAGUCGGGAAAAUCGAAAAAAUCCUGGAUUUCUUGUAAACUCCGGAGGAAGAGUAAAUCGCAAGGAUCAUCUGCCAGAUCGCGUAAAUCCGACAGAAGUAUUAGUGGGCGAUCGAAACAAAGGAAAAUCCAGUCAAGGAAGUCUUACUCCCGUGAGUUAAAAUUCU
This is a messenger RNA of Cooperia oncophora, 822 nucleotides long. The record is from the annotation of a GenBank genome assembly. NCBI's taxonomy places the organism in Eukaryota, Metazoa, Nematoda, Chromadorea, Rhabditida, Trichostrongylidae.